AUUCUGAUAUUAUUCUUUUGGUGUGAAGUAUAUGGUCAAGUUGGGAUGUUUUCCUGCACUGAAAAUGUCAUGGUUUUAAAAAAAAAAAAAACAAUUUAGCAGCAACCCUGGUGAUGUUAAUAACCAAGAUCAUGAAUCCUUAGUUAACUUGAGAGGAUUCCUGAGAAUCUGGAUAUCAUGAGAGAAACAGUGGCGUGGAGGUACUUCAGCCGAGAUGUUGUCCCCUUUGCGGCAAUGAUCGCAGUGGAGUGUACCACGGUUGGAUCGUCCACACUGUUCAAAGCUGCGACCUUGAGAGGAUUCAGUUUUUAUGUCUUUGUCUUCUACUCUUAUGUUGUUGCUACACUUGUCCUAUUUACACUUUCCCUCAUCUUUGGAAGGAAGAGAAGAUUACCUUCAGCCAAGUCUCCUCUCUUCUUCAAGAUUUUCCUACUUACGCUUCUUGGGCUUACCUCGCGGAUAGCUGGUUGUAAAGGAAUAGAAUAUAGUUCCCCAACUCUUUCUUCUGCUAUAAGCAACCUCACACCAGCUUUCACCUUCAUGCUUGCCGUCUUCUUCAGGAUGGAACAAGUGAUGUUAAGAAGCUCUGCAACACAGGCUAAAAUCAUUGGCACGAUAGUAUCUAUAUCUGGUGCUCUUGUUAUUGUUCUUUAUAAAGGCCCAAAACUUCUUGUUGCUGCAUCUUUUGCUUCAUUCGAGCCAAGUUGGAUCAUUGGAGGCCUUCUGCUAGCUUUACAGUUUUUGCUACUUUCAGUCUGGUAUAUUCUUCAGACUCAGAUCAUGGAGAUAUACCCUGAAGAAAUAAGCGUAGUCCUCUUCUACAACAUGUGUGCAACGCUAAUCUCAGCGUUAGUAUGUCUAUAUGUAGAAAGAGACUUGAAUUCCUGGAAGCUUAAACCGGGAGUCUCACUCGUUGCAGUCAUAUACUCAGGAUUCUUUGAUACAUCAUUGGGCUCAGUUAUCCACACGUGGGGUCUGCAUUUGAAGGGUCCGGUCUAUGUAUCCUUGUUCAAGCCCUUGUCUAUUGCCAUUGCAGUUGCCAUGGCUUCUAUUUUCCUUGGAGAUGCACUUCACCUAGGGAGUGUGGUUGGAUCAGUGAUAUUGAGCUUUGGAUUCUAUACUGUGAUUUGGGGCAAAGCAAGAGAGGAUACAACCAAAACAAUAAGUGAUUCUGAGCAGUCACUUUUGUUUCCUACACAGAACAGAGAAGAUGAAACCUUAUCAUGAAGAUAUUCAUUAUGUUGGAUACAAGUGAAAUCUUAUAUAUUGUAUAUAUCUUCUUCUUUCGUAUCAACAUCUUGCAUAUGCAUACGUUUGACCAAAUGUAUUUUUUCUUGCAUUAUCUAGAACUAGAAGGUAACAAGAAUCUAGUUUCCGUC
Brassica napus (rape) is the source of this 1379-nucleotide messenger RNA. Its product is annotated as WAT1-related protein At4g15540-like. Gene Ontology annotation, molecular function: transmembrane transporter activity. The transcript has 7 exons. Gene Ontology annotation, cellular component: plasma membrane. The coding region runs from base 178 to 1227 and encodes 349 amino acids. The record is from RefSeq and is a predicted model, not a curated record. NCBI's taxonomy places the organism in Eukaryota, Viridiplantae, Streptophyta, Magnoliopsida, Brassicales, Brassicaceae.